CACUGCAGGCUGCGCCUCGGCGCUGCUCCGGAGUGGAACCAGCUUCGUGGGGGAGAGAGCCCGACUCGGAGCAGGCAAACGGAGACGGAAGAAAGCAGGUGUGAACCAGGCCCGGGAGGGAGAGGAGGAUGCCAGACCACGGAAGCCACUGCUGGCCCUGAUGCCCAGAACCACCUUGAAGAAAAAGGGUGCAUCUUCCUGUUAGGACCCGGAAAACUGCUCCCCCACCCUAUCCUCUCGUCCUGGACCUGAUCGGGAACGGCACGGUCACCUCCCGUCCUGAUUUUGGAGGCAGACUCUCCCUUCCUCUAACCCACUUUGGUCUCGCCAGCUCCUCCAGAGAUGUACCAGAGCUUAGCCAUGGCUGCCAACCAUUGCCCUCAGGCCUACGAAGGGGCGAGUGGCUUCAUGCACGGUGCGGCUGCCACUUCCCCCGUCUACAUCCCUACCACCAGAGUCGGCACCAUGAUUCCCAGCCUGCCUUACCUCCAGGGGUCCGCCUCAUCACAGCAAGGCAGCCCCUCCGGCCACUCCAUCUGGACUCAGCCCGGAGCCGAGAGCGCCUCGUAUAACCCCGGCUCGACGCACCCCUCCGUCUCGCCCAGGUUCUCCUUCGCCGCCGGAUCCCCCAUCCCGACCACCACCUCCAGAGAGGGGGCCACGUACAGCAACCCCCUCAGCAUCACGGCCAACAGCAGGGAACAAUACGCCCGCAGUUUCACUGGAUCGUACUCUAGCCCCUACCCAGCAAGCUACAUGACCCCGGAGCUGGGGGCCACUUGGACUUCCUCGCCUUUCGACAACCCCAUGCUCCAUAACCUCCAGAAUCGGGGGACCCCAGGUGGGACAAGGCACCCCAACCUAGGUAAGACCCACUCUCUCUUUUUACCUUUAGUUAGGGUCUUUCUAGAAAGGAAGGAAAAAAGCUACAUUGCUAAGCAGGCUCCCUGCCGAUUUUCUGCUGGGAUGCAGCUGUUUGUUCCUGGUCCUGGCCUUCGAUGCGCAGAUUUUUAUGACGAUUACUCUGAAGGCCGGGAAUGUGUCAACUGCGGAGCGAUGUCCACCCCACUGUGGAGGAGAGACGGCACCGGCCAUUACCUGUGCAACGCUUGCGGUCUCUACCACAAGAUAAACGGCAUUAACCGACCGCUGAUCAAACCCCAGAGGAGGCUGUCGGCAUCCCGUCGGAUCGGACUCUCAUGCGCCAAUUGCCAUACCACUACCACCACGCUGUGGCGCCGGAAUGCAGAAGGCGAGCCGGUCUGUAACGCCUGCGGUUUAUACAUGAAGCUCCACGGGGUCCCGAGGCCUUUAGCAAUGCGGAAGGAAGGGAUCCAGACCAGGAAGCGGAAACCGAAGAAUUUAAACAAAUCCAAGGCGCCAACAGGGUCUGCCAGUAGCGACAGCCUUCCCUCGUCCCUCAGUUCUGCCCCCUGCACCAGCACGACAACCACCACAACUGCCAUGGAAGAAAUGCGCCCCAUCAAAAUGGAACCGGGGAUCUCCUCUCAUUACGGGCACCCGGCGCCCAUUCCACAGGCAUUCUCAGUCUCUGCCAUGUCCGGACAUGGACCCGCUCUUCACUCUGCCGUGCCAAGCCUCAAACUUUCCCCACAGAGCUACCCGGCAGCUAUGAGCCAGUCUCCACAGCCCAGCUCCAAGCAAGACUCCUGGAAUAGUCUGGUCCUGGGCGAAAGCCAUGGAGACAUUAUCACGGCGUAACCAUCUCUGCCCCUCUCAGG
Lacerta agilis (Sand lizard) is the source of this 1742-nucleotide messenger RNA. RefSeq names its product GATA binding protein 4 (gene GATA4). Gene Ontology annotation, biological process: positive regulation of transcription by RNA polymerase II; cell fate commitment; negative regulation of transcription by RNA polymerase II. The record is from RefSeq and is a predicted model, not a curated record. The transcript is spliced from 8 exons. Gene Ontology annotation, cellular component: nucleus. Gene Ontology annotation, molecular function: zinc ion binding; RNA polymerase II cis-regulatory region sequence-specific DNA binding; DNA-binding transcription factor activity, RNA polymerase II-specific. NCBI's taxonomy places the organism in Eukaryota, Metazoa, Chordata, Lepidosauria, Squamata, Lacertidae. The coding region runs from base 343 to 1722 and encodes 459 amino acids.